AUGGCAAACCCACCAGCCGCUCUGACCACCCAACAGUUUAUUGAUCUGGGUAAAGUUCCCGAUUUUGUUCGGGACGUAAAACCAUUCACCGGCAAUCCGACUAAACUUAUCGAUUGGAUCACCGAUGUCGAAUCAAUCUAUAGGACUUAUCGGGAAAAUGGUGCGACUGCCGCACAAAUGAAUAUUUUAGAAAGAACGAUUCGUAGGAAAGUCGAAGAUGCCUCCGACUAUGCUAUCGGAGCUGUCUUAUCACAAGGUGAUAUAGGUAAAGAUAAGCCGAUUCACUUCGCCUCAAGAACUCUUUCCAAAACAGAAGAAGGGUCCUCCGUUCCGGAAAAAGAAAUAUCACCAACCAUUAACUUUCUCACUUUCUCCGAAAAACACCAACGCAAAGCUAAAGCGUUGGAAGGCAUAUCUAGAAGAGCAUGA
Uranotaenia lowii is the source of this 429-nucleotide messenger RNA. RefSeq lists its product as uncharacterized. Bases 1 to 429 code for a protein of 142 amino acids. The transcript has 3 exons. The record is from RefSeq and is a predicted model, not a curated record. Lineage: Eukaryota; Metazoa; Arthropoda; Insecta; Diptera; Culicidae.